AUCAAAGCCAGCAAGCACUUUCACACAGCUAGGUGAAUGGGCGAGGGAGAGUACCGAUCCACUGAAGGCAGAACACUUUCGUUUUCACUGGGAAAAUACUUUAUGUUAUUAUUGAUCAACAUUGCUGGCGCUAAAAUUAGCUUUCUGUUACUCUCCUGUCAGUCUACACUUGCAUUCUGGUCAGAAGAGAAGCUCAACAGUGACAGGACCUGAAGAUCUCUUAAAAACAACGACAGUGUAGCGACAGUCAACGCUUCAAGAUGUUGUCGAGUGACUGCAGUGGACAAGUUCUAAGAUACUCAAGAGAAGAACUACUGUCCCUGCGGUCAGCGCCUUCCUGUCUAAAGACACCGCCUCCAACGGUUCCAGAUUUCGUUCCCUUGCAAGAAAGAAAUGGAAGGGUAGAGGACAAAGAAAGAAAAUUGGAACCUCUCAGGUGGAAUCGUGGUAGACAUACACAGUCUACAAGACCAAGCCAACAAUACACGCGCCAUCGAGGAGGAGAGGAAGCAGGGACAGCAGAAAAUGUUCGAGAAAGAGAGUUGACAAAAAGAGGGGGCUAUAGGCUAGAGCAGACAAAUCCAAUCAGACCACGAAAUAGACCUUUUGAUGUAGAUUACUACUUUUCAUGUCAAGACGACAUAGAACUAAUUUUAAAGCUUUACAAAAACAUAGAGGAAUUCGAAGCUUAUUUGAAAUUGACCUCCAUUAGCAUCUCUUGUGUUGAAAAGUUGGUGAAGAUUUUACACAAAGUCCUUGCCUGCGACAUUCAACGUGAAAGCCUUCUCAAGAUCUUACAAGUUGUCUGCACGUCUCGGUUUCUGGACGUACACCUUCAGACGUACUUAGACCAUCUUCAGAAAUGCUCCAGAAAUGAAGUUUUCAAACAGGACAUCAUAGAAGCAGUCGAGAAAAUUUUAGAUCUUUUGUCUAACAUUUGCCACAGAUUGCCUUCAGAGAGAAUGAAGGUUUAUUUGCUAUUGAACUACAUCAAGAGUCUAGAAAAACUCGCUACCGUCAUUAUCAUCACUCCAGUUGUUGGAACACAUUUCGAGGAGGUGCUGGCACAGAGUCAGAAGCCAAUAACGAUGCAAAGAACAGCGCUGACAAAGACAGAUACAGGCAAUGAAGACGAUAAAACACCAUCGGAAGACUUCGUUGACAUUCCUGUUUUUCCUGAUGGAAGAGAUCUCGACUUCUCGAAAAUGCCUUUCUUAAGGCCUAGUAAAACAGUUGGAACGUUUAAGGAUGCUCAUCAUUACCUGGAUGUUCAUUUCCGUUUGCUAAGAGAGGAUUUUCUUCGCCCUCUUCGGAAUGGUAUUAAAAACGUGAAAUCUGAAGAAGCCAGUGGCUUUCGUCCAAACAAUGUCGAUGUAAGGUUGUAUCAAAAUGUACGCAUAAUCGGCAUAGCUCCUGGGGACACCCUUGAUUAUGUCAUACAGUUUGAUGUAAAGCCAUUUAAAAAAGUCAGAUGGCAGUCGUCAAAGAGGCUCAUCUUUGGGUCACUUGUCUGCUUGAGUGAUGAUCACUUCGACACGGUCUUCUUUGCUGUCAUCACCAAGAGGGAUGUCGAGAAACUUCAGGAAGGAAUCAUUCACGUCUGCUUCGAAACCCAGGCAGGGGAGGUCGCAGGACUGCCUCCGGACAGCAUCUUCACCAUGGUGGAGUCGGUGUCCUACUUCGAAGCUAACCGCCAUGUGCUGGAGGGUCUCAAAGAAAUGAAAGACAUGGUGCCAAUGUCCCGCUACCUUGUUGAAUGUCACAAAGAGGUUAUCCCUCCAAAGUAUUUGACUGCUUCUGGAAACAUAGUAACUAUGAAACUCACAGCUCUGAUAGGUCCAGCGAGCCAGGCAAAUGUGGAAAAUGUGCCUGUGACAGACUUCAGCGCAUGGCCAUCAGAUACAGACUGUGAGCUCAACGCAUCACAGCUAGAAUCUGUCAAGAUGGCAUUGACCAAAGAGCUGGCAAUCAUCCAAGGGCCUCCAGGAACUGGUAAAACCUACGUGGGGUUGAAGAUUGUCCAGGUGUUGCUGGACAAUGCAAGCGUCUGGAAUUUAAACUCUGAGACCAAGCCCAUUCUUAUUGUCUGUCACACCAAUCAUGCUCUGGACCAGUUUCUAGAAGGCAUUGUAAACUUUUGUUCCGAAGGCAUAGUGCGGGUAGGAAGUCGCAGUCAGAGUGAAGCCCUGUCUCCUUUUAGCAUCAGCCAGCAUCGACAAAAUGUGAAAGAAAAACGAGACAUUAAGGCGAGAAACCUUUCCUCAAGCAUCUACCAAUGUUAUGAGCGGAUGAAAGAAAUAGCAAAGCUCAUCACGGAGACUCGAGGACGGCUAACAAAGAUGUUCUCCGACAUCUUAAAAGCAGAGGAUCUGGAAUCCCAUAUUCUGCCAUACCAUUAUCAAUCAUUGAUGAGCAAAUCGAUCACCAUGGGGAUGUCUUUGAUGGCUGUUUGGCUUUGUGGGGGGAUGACUGUCAGAAACGAAGACUGCGAUUCGGAAGCUGACCGCUACGACCACUUAGUCCAAAAGGUGACAUCACUAAUUCUCGAGAAACAGACUGUUGUUGACCAUGGUGGUGUACUUGACGACAUCUAUUCUGAAGAUUUGCCAAUUCGCGCUCAGAUGUACAGGUCGUGGCUAAAGAAAACAAAAGCACGGCUCGCUCGUGAGGUGAAGGAGGCAAAAGAUGCUGAUCUCACCCCAAAGGUCUUGGAGGAGUGGCUAGAAGCAGCAGAGGUAGAAAUACUGCCUGACCACAUCCUGCAGCCUGAUGUAGACGAGUCUCUAUUUGAAGCCAUCACGUGCCGUGAGGACCUCCCCCGUGACAUCUUUGCUCCAUACUUUAUUCGUUUCUGGCUUGGUAUAGACGAAAGCAGCAGGAAUUGUGAAGAUCUUGAGUAUGUCCUGAAUGAACUACUAGAAGCCCAACAGUUCAGCAUUAACAUAGAUGAUUGUUACCGAGAUAGUGAGGAAAUCAUCGACUCAUCGCUUGAUGAGUGGAAUUCUCAUCCCACGUUUUCAACAUGCUACGACCAAGUUGAACAGAAUACUGCUUCUCAGAGACACUCAGAGAUGAUGGAAAUCAGAGUUGACACAAAAGAACUAAAUAUAGAUGAAGCCGAAUUUCUUCAGAAUCAGCGCCUCUUGGAAGAAGACGAAAAUGAUGAUGUCAUUCCUCAAAUGUUUGCAGAUGAUGAGUCUCAAGAGGGUAUCAGUGACCAGAGUGACUCCGUAUGGGUAGUUCCAAAGAAACAGAGGCGAAGGCACUUUCGAAAAAUUCUUCACCUUGCAAAAACGCUGACACCAAUGUCAGACGAAGAAGCCGCCAUGAUUGUCAACGUGUGGAACGUUAGUCUUGACACGAGCACCCGCGUCAGGUUGUAUCUGUCCUGGCUUCAAAAAUAUCGUAAACAACUCACAAACACCAUUACAAAGUUGGCUGACUCCUACGCAACGGAGUCGAGGAUUUUGUCAGAUCUCAGACUUGAGAGGGACGGCCUUAUUUUAAAGACUGCCAAGAUCAUUGGCAUGACUUCCAGUGCAUCGGCAAGAUGUCGCCGUCUGCUUGCAACAGUCGGUUGUCCAAUUGUCGUUAUGGAAGAGGCGGCAGAGGUUCUGGAAGCUCACGUGGUCACCACAUUGAGUAGCUCCUGUCAGCAUCUGAUCCUGAUAGGUGACCACCAGCAGCUGCGACCCUCGCCCACUGUGUACGAGCUGUGUCAUGACUACCAUCUCGACCUGUCGCUCUUCGAACGUCUGGUCAACAACGGCCUGCCGCACUCCACCCUCGCCAUGCAGCACCGCAUGCGACCUGAGGUCUCGCGUCUCGUGCGGCACGUGUACCCUAACCUCCAAGACCAUCCGAAGACAUGUGGCAGGCCACACGUGAGAGGGAUGAAGCACGAUGUAUUUUUCUUCCAUCACGAGGUUGAAGAAGACAAUGACAUCGAUGGCAAAAGCAAAUUCAAUAAUUAUGAGGCUCAACUCUGCCUGGCCUUGUGCCGCCACCUUUUAUAUCAGGGUUACUCUGAGGAUUCCAUCACCAUUCUGGUUGCUUACAGCGGCCAGAUACUGGCAAUAAGAAAAUAUCUGAUGGCUGAGAAACAGCUUUAUUCUGGUGUGCGUGUGACAUCUAUCGACAACUACCAGGGGGAAGAGAAUGAUAUCAUCAUCUUAUCGUUGGUGCGCAGCAACAAAGAGGGCAAAGUGGGUUUUCUGCAGACCGACAACCGGGUCUGUGUGGCUCUGUCACGAGCUAAGAUAGGCCUGUAUGCCUUGGGAAACUUCAGGAUCUUGUCGGCCAAGAGUCAGUUGUGGCAGAUGAUUAUCGCGACAGCCAGAGAGCAUGAGCAGUUCGGAAGAGACCUGGUCAUCUGUUGCGACAACCACCCGGACACAGAAAUACUAGUUGCCUCUGCUGAGGACUUCAAGAAGUCUCCAGAAGGAGGGUGUGUGCUGCCAUGUGCAGCCCAACUCAAGUGUGGACACACCUGUCGCUUGUUCUGUCACUCCUAUGACAAAAAUCACGAGAAGUACAGAUGUAUGGAAAGCUGUCAAAAGGUUUUGUGUGACCUGGGCCACAAGUGUCCACAGAAAUGCUGUGACCCAUGCCAGAAGUGUCAGAGGAUCCUCAGUAAGGUCGUACCAGGAUGUUCUCACAGCAUCUCUAUUGCAUGCUCCACCACACCUGUUCAGACGAUGUGUUGGGAGAGAUGUCAGCAAAUUCUUUCUUGUGGACACAGGUGCAGCGGCAAAUGUGGAACUUGUUACAGGCAGUCGAAACACGAAUGUAGCGAAAAGGUUGAGCGUCAUUGGCCCUGUGGUCACAUGAACAUCACCCGUUGUGAUGUCGAUCCAAAAGAAAACUCCUGUCCAAGUAAAUGUGAAGCAACCCUAAAAUGCGGUCACGCAUGUCCUGCCUCUUGUGGAAAAUGUUUUGCAGGAACAUCGCAUGAAGACUGUAGAGAAAAGUGCCUGACUCUCCUCCCCGGCUGUGGCCACAGGUGCGAAGGCAGGUGUGGCGACCCCUGUCCACCCUGCCAAAGAAAGUGCAAGGUUGUGUGCAAGCAUGCAAGGUGUGGCCACCCGUGUCACUAUGCUUGCCUACCCUGUUUAAAACGUUGCCCUUUCGGGUGUCCUCACAAGCCUUGUCAUGCAGUAUGCUCGAAUCCAUGCAAACCGUGCAUGAAGAGAUGCACAAGGAGGUUGAAGUGCAAACACAAGUGCGCGGGUAAGUGCAAAGAAGUCUGCUUCUGCUAUGGUUGCGAACGAGAGAACUUCGUCUUCUGGCCACCGAACGCAGGAAAAAAGAGAAUGCCGGGGCGUUUCGAGAACAUGAUGAAGCUGCCGAAAUGUGGCCACAUUUUUACAACUUCAUCCCUAGAUGAAUAUGUAGAAGAGAAAACAGAGGCGCUUCCAUACGAAACUAGCCUCCCCUGUCCUGCCUGUAAAACACCUUUCUACGCCUGGGACACGUGGCGGUAUCUUGAACGCCUGACAUUGCAUCAGGAAAAUCUCAGAAAGAAUAAAGAAUUAAAUCUUCAUUCUGACACGGACUGGUGUACCGAGACAUAUUAGAAGAAGAAUAAUCAAAGAACAAACUGGAGAAUGACAUUAGCGAAUGGACCCAGUAGGCUCUCCCUUCUGAGAAAGAAGCAUUUGUAUGUAUUCACCUUGCGAGGAGGGAUGCUCUCAGAGAACAAUCUUUCUGUGUGAUUUCUGAGACAGACCAUUAAAACCUUUACAAGAAAUAACUAAGUAAAAAAUGUAAAAUGAAUGUAAAUAAUUCUGCUGUUUUGUAUCUAUUAUGAAUAGAUUUUGCUCGCUAUUUUUGGUUAAAAUACUGUGAGUGUGAACUCAUUAUUAGUUUAGUUAGUUUAUUCCUUGUUACUCCUCGAAGAGUAUAUGGACGCAAGUGAACUCAUGAUGGCUAAACUUUGUCAUAUGGUAUUUCGUGUAUGUACCCCAUCCACGAUGCUCACUUGCUAAUGUAGAAAUCUAUUUCUUGCUUUGUGCUAUACAUAGGCGGCAGUGAACCCAGGGCUUCGGGUUCGAUGUGUUUUGUUGAAUCAUUUUGUCGACACCCAGCAGCAAUACACUCGUCUGGUCAGCCCAGGCAAAUGUUUGUAUCUUGGAGAAAGAAUCAGCGAGUGACUGUGACUGUAUGGUCGGAGUAAUUAGUUCCUAACACAAUGUUGGGUGUGGCUGGAGCACUUAUACCUGGUGGGGUAUGUGGAUGUGUGAAGAAUGCUUUCGUGAAGUCCUUUGUACAAUCUACCACAGCGCUCUUAUGCAGAACAAAUAUACUCUGUGUAUGUGUAAGUGUAAGUCUAUGACUAUGGGUGUGCAAGGUGUAGCAAUAUUUUAUUUAGUUUAUUACUUGUGUAAACUGUCAACAUUGGAACAUUCUGUUGUGAACAGAAGUAGACAAUAAAGAUGUAUUGUGUACUAGUAAAA
This is a messenger RNA of Pomacea canaliculata, 6455 nucleotides long. RefSeq names its product NFX1-type zinc finger-containing protein 1-like. The transcript has 15 exons. The record is from RefSeq and is a predicted model, not a curated record. Lineage: Eukaryota; Metazoa; Mollusca; Gastropoda; Architaenioglossa; Ampullariidae. Gene Ontology annotation, cellular component: nuclear RNA-directed RNA polymerase complex. Gene Ontology annotation, molecular function: helicase activity. Bases 261 to 5576 code for a protein of 1771 amino acids. Gene Ontology annotation, biological process: regulatory ncRNA-mediated heterochromatin formation.